AUGUGGCUCUUCAUUACGGUACUGAUAUGGACAACAAAUUCCUAUGCGGAGGCUAAGCGUGAUUUUGUCCUAGAAAUUCAUGAAUUUCUGUUAAACAACACUUCACCGAGCUUUGUAAAAACGUUGAACUAUAAAUUGACUCGUCAAAAAUAUCUGACAUUAGAAAUUGCUCUCAAUCGUUAUGUGAAUGAAAUAGAGCUAAAAUUCAACUUUGAUAUGCUGAAAAAAGACAAUAAACGUGUAAAUAUCUUGGACAUAAGUAUAGAUGGAUGUAAAGGCCUAGAGUCGGCUUAUAAUUUGCCUUUGAUAGCAACCAUUAUUAAGGAGGUAUUUCGCAAGGGGAAUUUACCGAAAAGUUGUCCCAUAAAACCUGAUGUUUUAUACUACAUACGUAAUUACACAUUUAAUGAAGAAGACUAUCCCAGAUACACACCAAUUAUGUCAUUUCAAACUUUUACAGAAAUUUAUUUCGACAAACAAUAUCAAGGUUUCUUGAAGCUGCGAGGAAGAGUUCGAAAGCGCUAA
Messenger RNA from Lucilia cuprina (Australian sheep blowfly), 525 nucleotides. RefSeq lists its product as uncharacterized. Bases 1 to 525 code for a protein of 174 amino acids. The transcript has 3 exons. The record is from RefSeq and is a predicted model, not a curated record. NCBI's taxonomy places the organism in Eukaryota, Metazoa, Arthropoda, Insecta, Diptera, Calliphoridae.